UGAAAAUUACGUAGUUUCGUUUUGCGCUUUCUCUAUCAGUGAAAUUUUCCUUUCAUCUGUUACAGAUACAAACUGCUGCUAUUUGUUAACCAACCUCUUUCGUGUUCUUCCCCUUUACAUUAUUAAUUAAACUUUCGUGUAUGGUGACCGAACUAUGUACAUAAAAUUUUCUUCACUCUGUCUUGAUCAUACAAGUCAAGCAAAAGAGUAAUCAAACACCAACGUCAUCAUAUUCAUAUUAAUUAGUUCAAGCCCUUCAUGCACCAGAAUCUGUUGCUGCACGAUUAUUGUUGUCAUGGCAUUAGCACUGAUGUUGAAGGUAAAUAAUGUGUUCAUUUUUGUUGCUUUGCUUUUCAUUGCAAUGUUUUGCUGCUACUCAGAUGGGGAGCUGCAGGAGCAAAGCAUAGCAAAGGUCUUGUCGUGCUUCGAAAAUAACCGUAUUUAUUCUCAGUGUAAUGAAGCAUAUAGAUUAAACCCAUCUGGGAAUAUUAACAUACCACUGCAGGCCACUGAUUCUUUCUGCAGUGGACCAUGCCUUUCCGAAACACGGUUAGUACUUAAUUGCAUCAAUGACAUGCUAUCUAAUUUUGUAUUCUACAACAAAGCCACCGCAAAACAGAUGAGAAAUGCCCUGGAUGCUGGCUGCAGCUUUUCUAGAGAAAGAGGUCAACACUAGUUAUUUUCAGCAGCUUGAACUUAUUUUCUUCUUUUUUUCAUCAUUUUAUCUCAUUAUU
Molecule: messenger RNA, 734 nt
Organism: Arachis ipaensis
Lineage: Eukaryota; Viridiplantae; Streptophyta; Magnoliopsida; Fabales; Fabaceae
Source: RefSeq, a predicted model, not a curated record